Trematomus bernacchii (emerald rockcod) is the source of this 5466-nucleotide messenger RNA. Its product is annotated as contactin-4. Gene Ontology annotation, molecular function: protein binding. Gene Ontology annotation, biological process: cell-cell adhesion. The record is from RefSeq and is a predicted model, not a curated record. The transcript has 22 exons. NCBI's taxonomy places the organism in Eukaryota, Metazoa, Chordata, Actinopteri, Perciformes, Nototheniidae. Bases 1 to 3072 code for a protein of 1023 amino acids.
AUGAAGAUGUUGUUGCCAUGGGAACUGUUAAUCCUUCUGUUACUCAAAGAGUGCCUGGCUGAGAAUACACGCCAUGGUCCUGUCUUCACUCAGGAGCCGAGUGACAGCAUUUUCCCCCUGAGCAUUGACGAUAAGCAGGUGUUCAUUAAUUGUAACGCAAGAGGAAACCCAACUCCUCAUUAUAGGUGGAAAAUGGAUGGGAGAGAGAUAAACACAGAGUUGGAUCCGAACUUCAGCCUGGUGGAGGGGAACCUGCUGAUCAGUGAUCCUCGUGUCAUGGAUCAUGCAGGAGUGUAUCAGUGCAUCGCCACCAACACAUUCGGGACUGUCAUCAGCAGGGAGGCAAAGGUCCAGUUUGCAUUUCUGCAGCACUUUAGCAUGAAGUCCAGGAACACGGUGUCGGUGAGAGAGGGUCAAGCCGUGGUUCUUCUGUGCGGGCCUCCACCCCAUUACGGAGAGAUAAAAUAUUCCUGGGUUUUCAACGGUCAGCGGAACUUCCUGCAACAGGACGCCCGUCGCUUUAUCUCUCAGAGGACAGGCAACUUGUACGUGGCCAAAGUUGAAGCCUCCGACGCGGGGAACUACACGUGUGCGGUGAGAAACAUGAUGACCAACGCCACAGUGCUCAGCUCUCCAACCCCUGUGGUGGUGCGGAGAGACGUGAUGGGCGAAUACGAGCCAAAAAUUGAGGUUCAGUUUCCCGACACCCUUCACAUCUCGAAAGGAUCAUCAGUGAAACUGGAAUGCUUCGCCUUAGGAAACCCGGUGCCUUCCAUCUCCUGGAGAAGAGCUGAUGGAAAUCCACUCCCUGGAAAGAUUAAAAUCAACCACUCCAGUGGGGUUCUGGAAAUCCCAUAUUUUCGCCCAGAGGAUGCCGGUGUGUACGAGUGUGUUGCCGAAAACAGCAGAGGACGAAAUGUAGCCAGAGGGCAACUUCUAUUCCAGAAUGUUGAGCAUCUGCACUGGGUCCAGACACUGAAAGAUGCUCAUAUGGCAAUAGAUGCUAAUCUGCAGUGGGAAUGUAAAGCCAGUGGGAAGCCGAGGCCGGCGUACAGAUGGCUGAAGAACGGUCAGCCGCUGACACCAGAGGGGAGGAUCCAUGUGGAAGAUGGCAGGCUGACCAUAUCCAGCAUCACUCUGUUGGACUCUGGGAUGUUUCAGUGUGUGGCAGAAACUGAGCACGGAGCUGCCUACGCCAGCGCUGAGCUCAAGGUUGUUGCCUCCCCACCGGACUUCACCCGACGGCCCGUGAAGAAGUCAACAGUGAUGCAGCGGGGGGGCGAGGUGGUGCUGGAGUGUCGCCCCCACGCUUCCCCCAGGGCCGCAAUAUCCUGGUGGAGAGGGGGGGAACUCCUCCAGGGGGGCAAGAGACAGACUAUCAUGGAGGAUGGGACUCUACGUAUCACCAACAUCUCCAAAUCGGACGGAGGCAGGUACACAUGCUUGGCCAAAAACCACUUUGGAACAUCCAGCAGCACAGGAACGCUGGUGGUAAAAGAUCCAACAAAGAUUAUAGUCCCACCCUUGAGUUUGGAUGCCAGUGUUGGACAGAGCCUCGUGCUGCCAUGCGAGGUGUCCAGUGACUCGUCCGUGAGUCCCGUCUUCAAGUGGUUUUUCAACGGGAAAGCAAUAGAUUUCAGCAGGCAGGAGCACUUUGAGAUGAUAGGAGGGGGAUUUGCAGGUGACCUGAUGGUGAGGAACAUUCAGCUAAAGCAUUCUGGGAAGUACGUGUGUAUGGUGCACACUGAAGUUGACACUGUCUCAGCAGCAGCAGACUUAAUUGUCAGAGGACCCCCUGGUGCCCCUGAGAGCCUGGUGGUGACGGACAUCACUGACACCACUGUGCAGCUGUCCUGGGGCUCUGGACCUGACAACCACAGUCCUGUCACCAGGUACAUGGUGCAGGCCAGGACCCCCUUCUCCAUAGGCUGGCAGACUGUGAGAACAGUUCCUGAUUCUGUGCCUGGACAGAUGAUGCGUGCAACAGUGAGAGAUUUGAACCCCUGGGUGGAUUAUGAAUUCAGGGUGGUUGCAAUCAACAGUGUUGGUGUUGGAGAACCCAGCACGCCUUCAAAACAGACCCGAACCAAAGCAGCAGUUCCCAAGGUUGCACCAGUUAAUGUGAGUGGUGGCGGAGGAGCUCGAGGAGAACUUGUCAUCAUGUGGGAGCCGGUUUCAGAGGAACAGCAGAGCGGAGAGGACUUUGGCUACGUUGUGGCUUUCCGCCCACUUGGCAGCAGCACCUGGAUCCAGACAGUGCUGGUGUCGCCUGAUGCAUCGAGAUAUAUAUACAGAAACGAAAGCAUCGCUCCUCUGUCCCAGUUUGAAGUGAAAGUGGGAGUCUACAACAGCAUGGGAGAGGGGCCGUUCAGCCGCAUCCUCACUGUUUUAUCCGCAGAAGAAGAGCCCUCUGAGGCGCCAUCCAGAGUAUGGGCCCAUGCUGUGUCAGCGUCUGAGAUCGAGGUGCACUGGGAGCCCAUUGCCCCCGGGUCCAGCAGCGAGAAGAUCAUUGCAUAUGAGGUUCUCUUCUGGGAGGAAGGGUCUGAGCAGAGUGAAGCGGAGGCAGCGAGGGUUAUCGACACCACGGCUCUGCUCUCCGGCUUGAAGGGCAGCUCAGCCUAUCAGAUCGCAGUCAGAGCCCAGAACAGCGCCGGCCUCGGACCCUGCAGCCACGCUCUCAACAUCACCACCAAGAAACCACCUCCAAGUCAGCCUCCGGGGAAUAUUGAGUGGAACCUGAGCAACUCUAAGAUCUUUCUGAAUUGGCAACAUGUCAAAGCGAUGGAAAAUGAGUCUGAGGUGACGGGAUACAAGGUUGUGUAUCGUCAGAACUGGCACGGCAGGACUUCUGUACUGGAAACCAAUAAGACCAGUGUGGAGCUCCACAUCCCCUCCGGAGAGGACUACCUCAUUGAGAUCAAAGCUCUGACUGAAGGGGGCGAUGGCACCAGCAGCGGGCCCAUCCGCAUACCAAAGAUGUCCAGUCUGAACUCAAAAGGGUCUGUGUGUCAAGUUCCAAUGAAGAUUUGCAGUUUUAUGAUGUUUUCUGUAUUUGUAAUGUUCAUUAUGUAGCUUCUAUGCCUCUAUAUCCAGCUCUGGGCACCAGAAUGAAUAUAGUUUAUAGUUCUCUUCUACACGUCAGAUGUAUGGAAUAAGAAGGUAACUUGACAAUUUUUCAACCUCUGGUUUGUAAAUGAAAACUGGACGAUGUGUGUGUUCUGACAGGUUGUCAAAUGCCCACAAAAUGUGUCUGGACUGUUACUCACAGGCAAGAGUACAGUUACAAAACACUUUCAUCUGCCUAUUUUCAGGACCACUGCAACCCUCCAGGAUGUAUGAGUUUGAUAAACGUGGGGAUAUGAGUUUCUUAUCUAUUUCCGUUUCCCCCUUUCACUGUCUGUUUCCACCUAUUUUGCCUCAACUCCCAAGUUAUUUCUUGGCUUGCUGUGACCUCUGAAUGUUACAGACCAAAAGGUACAAUUGAGCAAAUUGGCUUAAGCAUAUUUCUCAAAACAUCAGAAACAGGUAGAGGAUCUAAUGUUCUGUCUAUAUUCGUAGAAAGCCUUAAGCUAGCAACUAACACGAUUGAACGAUUCAAGAUUCAAAGGCUUUAAUGUCAUAUGCACACUAGCUACAGUGUAAAAAUGGCAAUGAAAAUCUUAAGUCCCGAGCUCCUCCAACAAUGCAAUCUAGUUAUAUAAGACUUAAAACAGUCAAACUGAUUAAAAAAUAAAAAUAGUGCAAGAAGAAACAGAGUAGAAUAGUGCAGAUUAUGUUGCAGACCAAUGUGCAAGUAAUGCAGAUGAAAAUGAAAUAAACUAUAUACAGGUCAGGAAAAUAAAUAAUGACACUGGUUCAUACAUGAAACAAAUACCUGAUUAUUAGUAUUUGUAUUUUUGUAAAUUUCUUUCACACUACACAACCAAAAAGCACAUCACAAGUGAGCUAAUAGAUUUUAAAAGCAUUAGCUCGUCAUUAGCCUUCCUACCAAACAAAACUGAAGUUUUUCUCAGAAGAGUAACUGAUUUUGUUAUUUUAUCGCACCCUUUAAUAUCUGUAAGUCACAACGGAGAGUUACAAAGAUACAAAGUCAUAUUUGAUUCAACAAAAGUAAACAGUCUGAUAUUUGGGUUAGUUAUGCUAGUAUGCUAGUAUGCUAGUAGCAUCUGCUUUAGCUUCAAGCUGCUAGCCUUAGUGGUAGUAAAGCAGAUUAGGAAAAGGCUACAGAAGUUUGCCAACCCCAUAUUUUCGUUUUUUUAUUUGUAUUUUAUUAAUCUGUCUUCAGCCCCACCAUACACUGACUCAAGUGAAAUCAUUAAUGCCAAUUUAUAAGAAUGUUGAAUGUCGAAAAAUCUCAAAUUCUACUUAAAAAACAGAAACUUAAAAAAAAAACACUAGUUAGGGUUCUUUUUGGAUGGAACAUACAUGUUAACAAUGACCUGACAUUUUCAUAAAAAAAUCUAAUUAAUUCACACUGGCCAAUACUGAUUAGGCAACAAGAUUUAUUGCAUAAUACGAAGGGUGUCUCUUCUUGGAUUGAAACAUCCCAUAGUGUUGCUUUCUGUAUUAGUUAACAUUUCUGUACUUGCUGGUUUAUUCUGGGUUAUAGCUGUACAGUGCUCUAGUUUCUUCUGAUUUCAACCCCAAUUACCGUGUGUCACUGAAUCCAUUAGAACAGACAAUCUCCAUCAACACUUCAAUACAUGCCUUCAUCAUCCUGAGAGUUAAAGACAGCCGUGAAUGUUUUGUUGAUUUUAUACAAGGAAGCGUUUUAAACACUUAUCAAGAAACUCUUGAAUUUACUGCUUAGAUAGGUUGCAGAUGUAAACUUAGAUGAAUUCUUGACAUGUUUAACAAAGCUGUUUUGCCUUAUCAAGUGUAUUAAAAAAAUAUAUAUUGUCAACCACUCUUUAAGACAUACAAAUUGUAAUUAUUUUUGCUUAAGUGCAGGCUUAUCAAAUGUGAAAUAUGUUAUUGUGUUACUUCAUUACUUUAUUUGUAACAUUGUAUUUUGGGUGAUAUAUUGGCAACAAUUGUAUUUAUUUAUAUACUAUAACACCAAAUCUAAAAAGAAACUAGUAGUGUUCCCUACCUCCUUUUUUAAGGAUUGUUUUAUGCAUUGAGCUUACCAUAAAACGCUAACAUUAGCAUCCACUAUAACCCAGUAAAAAUCAAAUUUUACAUCUUUGCUGAUAUAUAAUUUAAUCUAAAACAACAUUUGUCUCUGAACAAAUUAUUUUAAAUACAAACAGGCUUACUUAACAGGAUAACACUUCAUAUUGCUGAAUAAUUUAUAGGGAAGGCAUUCAGCAAUAUCUAAUAUGAUGAUGAACAUAAUCUGCAUUUCAAUAUUAUUACAUUCAAGCAAAGGCUAAUUGCCCGGGUGCAAAAUAGUUUUAAUGAGCAUACUUUGUAGGAGACAAGUUCUCAGUUACAUUGCUGAUUUAUUAAAAUUGAAAUACACAA